AUGGCUGCAAGAGAUGAGUUCAGAAUAAGGAGCAAGGCUGCAACUAUAGUUGUGAAUUCUAGCAGAAGUAAUCGUGUACGUGUUCUUGUGCUAGCUACUGUUGUCGAUUCGAGAACAUCCUUUCUUACUGGUCCAAUUGUAUGUAUCUCAUGUGAAGCUUUUGUUAGAACUAUUAAUCUUAGGGAUUUCAAGUUUUUCAUAUUUCUUGUAUUUAUUGUUCCUGCUCUAUUACUUCCUCCUCCAACAACAUCCAUGGAUGAGCAUCUUGUUGCAAGGCUUCCUGCUUUAGAGCCUUAUGCAAGGCUGAUCUUCCAUAGGUACUAUGCUAUUGCUAGUCCAAGUGCUACUCAAAGACUUUUUCUUGGAUUAUUAGAAGCACCACCUUCAUGGAGAUUAGACUUUGAAUAUCUCCCAUUUUAG
This is a messenger RNA of Lactuca saligna, 420 nucleotides long. The record is from the annotation of a GenBank genome assembly. NCBI's taxonomy places the organism in Eukaryota, Viridiplantae, Streptophyta, Magnoliopsida, Asterales, Asteraceae.